Bemisia tabaci is the source of this 1847-nucleotide messenger RNA. RefSeq names its product translocase of inner mitochondrial membrane 23. Lineage: Eukaryota; Metazoa; Arthropoda; Insecta; Hemiptera; Aleyrodidae. Gene Ontology annotation, cellular component: TIM23 mitochondrial import inner membrane translocase complex. Gene Ontology annotation, molecular function: transmembrane protein transporter activity. The record is from RefSeq and is a predicted model, not a curated record. Gene Ontology annotation, biological process: protein import into mitochondrial matrix.
CUCUAUCCUUCCCGGUCCUCUACGCCGUUCUUUCAUCAUGGUGUGCUGCUGAAAUCUGUACAAUGUCAGUGUAAUUAUAGUGUAAUAGUGAUUUCUGUUUUCUCUCACGGUGAUAGCUGUCAUGUCAUAAAGUAAACAACACUUCUGAUCAUCAUCAAAUCGAAAGUCCUCUCCACUUGCUCAGCUCUCAUCUGAAAGUUCCUUCUGUUUGUUAUCGGUGCACUCUCUUGAUCCCAUGCUUACCUAAUUCUCUGAACGUUGGUACUUGAAUAUUAGCUAAUCCAGUCAAUCAAAAUGUUUUCCGAUAGGGAUGUCGGGAGCCCACAAUCUCCAUUUGUAUCUCCUUAUCUCAACUUCGACCCAGCAUAUCUCCCAGAGGCAACACAACCUGAAUUCAUUUUCCCUGAGGGUGCAUCUAAGCAGCGAGGAAGAUUUGAAUUAGCCUUUUCUCAGAUCGGGGCAUCAUGUAUGGUAGGAGCUGGAAUAGGAGGAGCCUCAGGCUUUUACAAUGGGCUUAGGAUGACCGUGCUUGAAGGUCAAACUGGCAAACUACGGCGAACACAGUUAUUAAAUCAUGUAAUGAAACGAGGUGCUGCAACUGCUAAUACACUUGGCGUUGUUGCUGUUAUGUAUUCUGGCUUUGGAGUGUUAUUUUCUUGGCUUAGAGGAUGUGAUGAUGAGCUUAAUACUCUUGGAGCAGCCACAACCACAGGAAUGCUGUUUAGAUCCACAAGUGGGCUGAAAAAAUGUGGCCUUGGUGGAGCAGUGGGUUUCGGAUUGGCAACUGUCUACUGUCUGAUCACCUCUAGAGAUAGAAUUAAUAGCUUCCUUGAAAGUAAAUCCUGAGUUCUGACUCAAUAAUGUUUCUCUUAAUGAAUGGUAAUAAUUGAAUUUCCAUUAGCCAGUCAUAUUCCUAAAAGAAAUUUCACCCUCCGUUCUAAUGCUUGAUUCUCUUCUUUUGGAUUAGCAAACAUAAAAGGGGCAAACAAACACAAUUUCAAAAACUUUUCGAUAUUCUGUUUUUGGUUACCUUUUGUUUUAGGUUAUUUUUUAGUUAAUUUGUGAAUUACAUUGUCUUGAAUAAACUUAGUUUCUGAAGCUAUCCUUGUUGUAACUUAGAUUUUCGAGCACUAAUGUGCACCAAGAUAAUGGACGUGUUCAUGAGAUGUAAACCUAUGUCUUUUCAAGGAAACAAGUUAUUAUUUGCUCUUGUUUUAGAAAUGUUAUCUGAAAUCAAAAUUGGACUGCAUUUUGCAAUUUGGAACUGUAAAUUCUGGCUCUUCUGGAAAAAUACUUUUGUGCAUAGGGAAACUAAUGGCACAUACGUUACCGGCUACAGGGCUAGAAUUUUUAGUUCCAAAUUGCAAAAUGUAGUCCAAUUCAUAGAUCGUCAAAUCGUAACAAGAUCUGUGUAAGAGUGUCACGUCUCCACAACAGAUAUUAACUGAGAUACAGUCCUUUAUAAAAUAUUGUGAAUGACAUAAUCCAUCACUGUUAAAACCAUGCUGUGCAAUGUUGGAGUGGUGGCAAUUGCUAUUUUGCUAUUUUUUGAAGGGCCUUAUCACUGCCAAUAUUCUGUGUACACACUUAAUGUUCUGACCAACCUUACCAGGUUUUGUUGAUCGGUACGACUCAACCUCACUGAUGGUUCUGCGACUUAUAAAAUCUGACCCCAUUAGCUUAAAUGCACCUUUCACUGCUGCAGUACAAUGAUGGAUAAAAUGAUGACAUCAUAAAUUCAUAAUGCAGUAUACAGUAAUGCAUUAGUGGCAAAUUUUUGCAAUUUAUCAUGCUUGUCAACACCAGCCUGUGUAAAUAAAAGACCCUCCAAUGGACUUUUUCAUUUA